UAAAUUGUAUUGGUGUUAGUUGAAGGGGGGGAAAAAAUAAAGAUGUAGUUCAUACUUGGCGUCAAGACGUCACCAACCGUCCGUUACCAAGGAAACAGCUACUCCAUACAAAUUCGAGUCCCUAAAAGUUAAACGAGAAAACGCGCAAAUUGGAAUUAUCCUUCCAAUAAAUAAACGUAGUGGCACCGAGCGAAACUCAGAAUGGCAGGAGGCGAAAGCGCGUUUGAGCAAACUUUCUCUUUCAGUCCUCUUCCUAAGAGCUUCUGUUUCCAGGAGGACAAGAACACCUUGACGCUGUUGAUGAAAUGGUCCAUGCUGGGGAGGCUUUCAGCUCAGACGUACAGCUUUGACAGCAACUUCCAUCCUUACAGCUAUGAAACGUUUGCUUUGUGUUUCUUCAAAGACCCUCAGGUGAUUGCCAGUCUAAGUAAUAUGGAGGCCGGAGUCUGCAUGCCUCUUGAGAGGCCAGUAGCGUCUGUCAGCACAGAGCUUGUGCCCUGUACUAAGAUCUCCAUGGAGUUGUUUGAUCCAAUCUACUCUUGUGGCAUCCUGAGGCCCUCUGGUCAUGUAGUUAAAUGCUUUCAUGAUGUCUACCCUGACUACGAUGAACUUCGACAGAUGUUACAAGAAGAGGAUUCUGAGCACUACUAUGUUGUUGGGAAGAUGGAGCGGAAGGAGUUUUUGUUCCGCCUUUUCAAGCACCUGUGUCUUGGCGGAGCGCUCUGUCAGUAUGAAGACACCAUCGACCCCUACAUCAGCACCACAAAGAAAAUAUACAAAGACCUGAUAAGUGUGCAAAAGGACCCAGAAACAAAGAAGAUCAGUGUGGUGUCCACCGUCCUCAAAGUCUGUGCCUAUGAUGAGUCUGGCCAGUGUUUUCCUGGAACACGGGAGGAGGAGCAGACCUUUGCCUAUUUAAUUGUGGAUCCUGUCAAACGAAAUGUGACUUUGCUCUUCCACAUCUACGGCGUGGGAAAAAUGACGCUGUAAGAACUGGAAAAGGAAGACGAAUCUGAAAUUUUGACCAGCUACGGAAUUAAUUGUUGCUUGGUCCAAAAAUACUGUCUACAUCUUCGAUUUCUGGUUUUGGUAAUUUUACUAUAUGCUAUUGAGACUAUAGAGUCUUGAAAAAGUAUGAAAACCCUUUCUGUGCCUUAACUGGAAUUGUGAAAAACAGCUGUAGGUCAUAUGUUUUAUUUAGAUUGAGAGAUUGAGUUGAGCAAUUAAAAGAAUUUUCCUCAUAAUAAUUUGUGUUAGAAAAUCCAAUAAAAUUAAUAUUUAUUAACAUCCACAUGUUAACACUUGCCUGUUAUGUGAGAAUGUGUAGAAAACUCUGGAAGGUACAGUAGCAACUCACUGUAAAACUUUCAAAAGUAGUUUGUUGUUGUGUAUUAAACCAUAGUUGAAUGUGUCAUAAUGUGAAAAAAAGAAGAGACCCAGAGCAACAAACAGUCCAAGAGCUUUACUGAAACAAAUAAAUUAAUAAGUUAGUUUUCUAAAAAUUUCUUCUCAGCAGAAACACAUUUUUUUUGUACCUCUUUAAAAGAUCAAAUAUAGGUUAGAUUAGAAAACAAACCAACGUUGCAUUUUAUUCAGUCAACUGCCCCACCAUUUGGACUUGGAAGACUUUGUGUUGAGUUUGCGUUUUGCUUAUUGCUCGUUCAGUUCGUGCUUUUAUUCUAACAGCAGCUCCAAAACCUACAGUAGGAAAGCAGCUAAAAGUAAUGCGGUGGAAUGUCAAAUGGCAGCAAGUCAGUGAAAAGAUGGACGGAUGGUAGGACGUCACUAACAGAUAACAGAACGUGCAGAUUGGUUCAUGCAUAGAAUUCAGUCAGUCGGACAGUCACUAACUGUUUCUCCUAAUCAGGUUUCUAAACUAGCGCCCCGUAGCGGCCUCAGAGGUAGUUGUGUGGAAGCCAAUCUUAUCUAAUGUGACAUGCUUGUGACAGCACACAUGCUUGCAGAGAUUCCUGUGUUGACACAAAAUGUCCAUGCCUCCAGCUUCCACAUCUAAAGGGUGUUAAGAUACUGAAUGGGUUUCUAUGGAGGUGCGAUGAUUUGCCGACGAUACAGUAAUAUUCUCAGAAAAUUGCAGUAGUUGUAAAAGAUUAAAUUCUUAUAAGUAAAUUUGUCUUUCGUUAAAUGUUACGCAAAAAAAGUAAAAAAAAAAAAGCAUUCUUUUGUGUAAUUUCUACAAAACAAACUUCUUCCAAGCUUUUUUUUUUUUUAUUGUUUUAAGUAGGAGAUAGAAAGGCGCACCACACCUUUCACAGAAUAAGGAGAAACAAGGCACAGGUUAUUUGUUUUUAUCUUCUUCCUGGAACACAUUUGUGUGUGUGUGUGUGUGUGUGUGUUUUUUCUAAUACGGGGGCCACAUUAGGAACAACAUGCAAUAAUGUGAUCUUCCAUUAAUUAUCAUGAAUAACAGCGUCAUUCAUGGUAACACUGCCUCUAAUAAACAGGGAUCUCUGCAGUAAUUCAGUCCCUAGAAAUAAAGCUAUCCAAGUAUGUUCCAUGGAAAUAAGCAGAAAACUUGGAUGGUGCCUAAAGCGACUUCUAGCGUCAAGAGCCAUUGGAGCAGAAAUAGAUCUGAACAGGCCGAGCAAUGAAGUACAUUCACUGUUUAAAUGUCUCACUUAAAUGGAAAAGUGGAGCACCUGAGUCAGCUGGACGUGACUGGGGACGGAAGAAUUUCUCA
Molecule: messenger RNA, 2698 nt
Organism: Poecilia latipinna (sailfin molly)
Lineage: Eukaryota; Metazoa; Chordata; Actinopteri; Cyprinodontiformes; Poeciliidae
Gene: cfap300
Product: cilia and flagella associated protein 300
Exons: 8
Coding region: 202-990 (262 amino acids)
Source: RefSeq, a predicted model, not a curated record